AUGUUCAUGCACAUCAGGAAUUUUCAGCUGAGGACCCUAACUCUCAUUUCGUCAGCUAGAGGUGUCCGUCAGCAGAGUGUUCUGUCGGAUUCGCACACAGUAGACGUCCGAUCUCGUGGUCUCCUUGAUAUUGUCGAUCAUUCUACGGAGGCACAUCUCCCAGCCCUCGUCUCACAUGUGAACAUAAGUCCUUGGGCAUUCCCAUAUCUUCUCCUCCACCGUGCAGUCAUAGCUGAGGACUCGCAAUAUUCACCUGCGCUCGAUAUGACACCUUUCAGCUUGGAACCCAUUGAGCAAAAGCACGCUGAGACGAGCGACUCUGGGCCCGCCGUGGAGCACUCCAGUAUCAAUGCAGCGGACUGUGACUUCGACGAUGUGCCAGACGGUGGUAUGUGGGCUUACAUGGCUAUCCUUGGAGGAUGGCUGGUAGAAUUCACUACUUUCGGUUACUCCACGUCGUUUGGCAUAUUCCAGGACUACUAUACUGUCACCUCGUCUUCGUCCUCGUCCAAUAUCAGCUGGAUCGGGUCUAUUCAACUUUUCCUGUUUUCUGCUGGUGGCUUACCUGCGGGUUGGCUAUUCGACGCAGGGUACUCUCGAUACAUCUUCAUAUCGGGGUCCUUGCUCUUCUCGUUCUGCAUAUUCAUGCUCUCUUUAGCCAACCCACACCAAUACUACCAGCUCCUUCUGUCCCAAGCCAUCGGCAUGGGAAUCGGAGGAGGUUUUCUCCUCACUCCGGCAUGCUCCAUUCAGUCGCACUACUGGCGCAAGUAUCGGGCCAUUGCGUUAGGUGUAGUUCAGACAGGCAAGUUGCUGUCCAUUUAUUGCUGUGAUUGCCGUUCAUCAUGCCUGCUAGGAUCUUCAUGCGGGAGUAUCGUCUUCCCCAUCAUGCUGAAUCGUUUGUUCUAUGGGCGCGCGGGCUUUGCGUGGGGCGUGCGCGCUACAGCAUUCCUCACGCUUGGUCUGCUCCUAAUUGCGUGCUGCUUAUUGCGUCCCCGUCGUUCUUCGCGAGCGAAGCACCGGAAACAAGGUGCUUUGCCUCCAAUCAAGCCCGUUAUCAUGGAUGUUCCCUAUGUACUAACGAUCGUCGCCCUCUGGCUUGUCAAUUGGGGUCUGUACUUCCCAUAUUUCUACCAGCAGACUUGGGUUAGGGAACACGGUCUUUCAGAUACACUCGCCUUCUAUACCAUCGCUAUCUUGAACGCAGGCUCUGUGUUCGGACGAGUCAUUCCCAGCAUCGCUGCGGACUACAUGGGACAGCUUAACGUCAUUGGACCAAUCGCACUCAUCUGCAGUGCACUUAUAUUCGCUCUGUUUGGUGCUGUCCGUGCGGCACCCGUUGUCGUCUGGACGGUAUUGUAUGGAUUCUUCAGCGGCUCCUGUCUGUCAUUAUUCCCUUCGGUUUUCGCGUACCUGGCGAAUGACACGGGCGAGGUCGGGUAA
Messenger RNA from Postia placenta MAD-698-R-SB12, 1443 nucleotides. RefSeq lists its product as hypothetical. Gene Ontology annotation, molecular function: transmembrane transporter activity. Gene Ontology annotation, biological process: transmembrane transport. Gene Ontology annotation, cellular component: fungal-type vacuole membrane. The transcript is spliced from 10 exons. NCBI's taxonomy places the organism in Eukaryota, Fungi, Basidiomycota, Agaricomycetes, Polyporales, Adustoporiaceae. Bases 1 to 1443 code for a protein of 480 amino acids. The record is from RefSeq and is a predicted model, not a curated record.